GCCCAGCUUCACUCUCUUUCAGCUGUGAGAGCCAAGAUUUUCUGGUCGCUUGGGCUUCAGCAGGAAGGGUCUUCCUCUACACUGUCCUGUUGCUGUGGCAGACAUGUCAGUACCCUUACACUCACUGCAAUUCAACAAUACAACGAGGGAGGAAAAUGUUGAGCCCCCAAACAAGCGGAUGGCCUUCUCUAGACCAAUGACAGAGACUAGAGCAGACGUCCAGAUUCUGCAUUCUCAUAUACAGUUGCCUGUAGUCUCGACUUCAGCCUCAGAUCCUGGAGGGACAUCCAUACAGUUGAUGACAUCUCCAGCCUUUGACACCAUGUCUGCACCUCUAAUGGGAGUAACAAACUCUGGAGCCUCGUCCCCACCCUUAAUGCCAACCUCAGACUCUGGGGAACUUUCCCCAUUGCUAAUGCCAGUCUCAGACCCCGGGGCACUGUCCCCAUUGCUAAUGCCAGCCCUAGAUUCUGAAACAUUGUCCCCACUGCUGUCUACUUCAGAGUAUGGGUUAAUGUCCCCAGAGAUGAUGACAAUUCCUGACUUUGGAACAAUAUCCACAUCACUAACGGUAGCACCAGAUUCUGCAGAGGUAUCACCAUUGGCAGUGCCAACUCCAUCCUCUGGAGCGGUGUCUACACCUAUAAUGAGCACUUCAUCCUCUGAGGCAAUGUCCACACCAUUAAUGCUAGCCCCAGAUUCUGGAGAGAUAUCCCCAAUCCUAAUGCCAGAUAUGAAUCCUGGAGUGAUGUCUACACAGCCAAUGCCAGCUCCCAGCUCUGAGGAAAUGUCCCCAUUGCAAAUUACAGAUGAAGAUACUGAAGCAAUGUCCAAAGUACUAAUGACUGCCUUAGCCACUGGAGAGAUAUCUUCGCUGCUAAUGUCAGGCACAGACUCUGAAGCGAUAUCCUCACUGAUAAUGUCAGCCCUGGCUUCUGAAGGAACAUCAACCCAGGAAACAAGCAUCCAAAACUCUGGGGGAAUAUCUACCCCACUCAUGUCAGACCCACAUGCUGGAGUACUGUCUUCACUUUUAAUGUUAGCUCCAGACUCUGAAGUAAUGUCCACACCGCUACCGUCAGUCCCAGAUGCUGGAGAAAUGUCCAUAUUACCAAAACCAGCUCCAGAUGCUGAAGCAAUGUCCCCAGCAGUCAUGAUGGCCCUACCUUCUGGAGUGAUGCCCACCCAGAUUAUGUCAGUCCAAGGCUCUGGAGUGAUGUUUCCAUGGUCAACACAAAAUCUAGACUCUGAAAUCAUGUCUACUCUGCCACUGAGAGGUACAGCCUCUGGGAUGAUGUCUGCACCACCAGUAAGAGCUUCAGAUUCCGGAGCAAUGUCCACACCGCUAAUGGGAGCCCCAGCCUCUGGAAAUAUGUCUGCAUUGCAAAAGACAGUUCCAGUUUCUGGAGCCAUGACCACCCCACUGAUGACAGUCACAAGCUCUGGAGUGAUGUCCACAGAGCAGAUGUCAGCCAAAGCCUCUAGAGUAAGAUCCACACAGUUAACGAUGUCCAAAACUUCUAGAGCAAGGCCAAAACGCUCUGUGAAAGCCACGGCCAAACAGCGUGCGAGAGCCUCAGCCUCUAGAAAGAUGUCCACGCCACUGAGGAGAGCUCCAGCAUCUGGAGCAAUGCCCACCCAGUCAAUUAUGGCCACAGCCUCUGAAACAAUGUCUACGCCACAAAUGAGAACCACGGCCUCAGGACUGACAUCUGCACCACAAAUGAAAGCCAUGACUUCUGGAGCAAUGUCCACCCCACUAAUGACAGCCCAAACCUCUGGAUCAACAUCCACACUGUUAAUGAGAGAUGCAGCCCCAGGUAUGAUGCCCUGUCCACAAAUGAGAGCUCUGGACUCUGGAGCAUUGUCCCAGCCACUAAUGACACCCCAAGCCUCUGGAACAAUGUUAAUGGAACAAAUGACAACCACAACUUCUGGAGCAGUGUCCACACUGCUAAUGAGAGACACAGCUUCUGGAGCUCUGUCCAUGCCGCAAAUGACAUACACAGCCUCUGGAGGGAUGUCUUCACUGCUAAUGAGAGAUGCAGCUUCUGGAGCAAUGUCCACAUCACAAAUGACAGACACAGUUUCUGGAGGGAUGUCCAUGCCACUAAUGGGAGCUCAAGACCCAGGAGAAAUACCUGCAUCACUAAUGAGAGCCACAGCUUCUGGAAAGAUGCCCAGCCAGCCAGCGAGCACCCAAGAUCCUGGAGGAAUGUCCAUGUCGUCCAUGAGAUCCGUGACUACUGCAGGUAUGCAGAUGAGUGCCCCAACCUCUGAUAUGAUGUCCACACCAACAAGGAGAGCUUGGACCUCUGAAACAAUGUCCACACCACUAAUGAGAACCUCAGGCUCUGGAGAGAGGCCCUCACUGCUCACAAGGGCUUCAUCCUCCGGAGAGAUGUCCCUACCACUAAUGAGAGCUCCAGCUUCUGGAGAGAUAGCCACACCUCUGAGAGCCCCAGCCUAUGGAGCCAUGUCUGCUCCACAAAUGACAGCCACAGCCUCUGGAAUGAUGUCCAUGCCACAAGUGAAUGCUCCCAUCUCUGGAGCAAUGUCCAUGCCGCUAAUGAGAUCCACAGCCUCUGGAGGGAUGUCCAUGCCACUGAUGAGAGCCCCAGACUCUGGAGUGACAUCUGCACCACAAAUGAUGCCCACAGCUUCUGGAGACAUGUGCACACUACCAGUGAGAGCCCCAGCCUCUGUAGGGCUGUCCCCACCACUAGUAAGAGCUCCAGCCUCUGGAACUAUGUUCACACCAUUAAGGAGACCCUCAGCCUGUGAAGCUGUGUCCACAGAGUUAAUGAGAACUUCAGCCUCUGGACAUAUGUCCACUGCACAAACAACAGCCAUGGUCUCUGGAGGGAUGUCCAAGCCAUUAAUGAGAGCCCCAGCCUCUGAAACAAUGCCCAUGCCUUUGAUGUCAUCCAUGGCUCCCAAAGAGAUGUCUAUGCCACUAAUGGAAACCAUGGCUUCUGGAGCAAUGUCCACUUUGCAAUCCAGUGUUGCAAACUCUAGAUCUAUGUCCAUGCCACAAACAACAUACACAGUGUCUGGAGGAAUGGCCACAGCGCCAAUCAGAGCCUCUGCUUCUGGAGCAAUGUCCACAUCAUUUAUGAGAGCCUCAGUUUCUGGAAUGAUGUCCGUGCCAUUACCGAGAGCCACAGCCUCUGGAUGUGGCAUGGGGGUGUCCAUGCCACAAAUGACAGCCACAGAUUCUAGAGGGAUGUCCACACCACUAAUGAGGGCCCCAGGCCCUGGAAUAAUGUCCACCCCACAGACAGCCUUUGGAGUGAUGCCCACUCUGGAAAUCAAAGCCAAAGACUCUGGAGAGGCAUCCACUUCUCACAUUAACAUCACAGCCUCUGGAUCAAAGCCCAGACCACACAUGACUGCCACAAUUCCUGAAACUACAAACUCACCACGAGAGGAAGUGCCAUCCUUCGGAAUGUUGACUCCAGCACUCUGUUACCUCUUAGAAGAGCAGGAAGCAGCCCGGGGCUCAUGCCCUGUGGAGGAAGAGAUGGAGAUUGAUGAGGAGAAGCAAAUGAAAGGGUUUUUGGAUGAUUCUGAGAGAAUGGCAUUUCUGGUGUCACUUCAUCUGGGAGCACCAGAGAGGUGGUUCAUCUUGCAGAUGGAGGUAGGACACCCCCUCUCAGAUGAAAAUAAAUCUUUCCUGAGAAGAUCCCAGGGCUUAUAUGACUCCCUAUCUGAGAUAGACGUUCUCAGUGCUGUUCUUUGCCAUCCCAAACAGGGCCAAAAGUCAGUCAGGCAGUAUGCCACUGACUUCCUGCUGCUGGCCCGACAUUUAUCUUGGUCUGAUGCCAUUCUACGGACCAGGUUUCUGGAAGGACUGUCAGAAGCUGUUACCACCAAAAUGGGUCGGAUCUUCCUGAAGGUGGCUGGCAGCCUAAAGGAGCUGAUAGACAGGUCUCUCUACACCGAGUGCCAGCUGGCAGAAGAGAAGGAUUACCCGGGCAACUCAAGCCAGGUCCUGCCAACAGCCUGUAAGCGGAAUAAUGAGGAGGCCACAGAGAAUGAAUUGAGCUCUCAGCAGCAGACUGAGGAGCACCAGCAUGUACCCAAACGUUGUUACUACCUGAAAGAGCAUGAAGACCCCCAAGAAGGUCUUCAUGACCACCUUGGACAGAGCACAGGCCAUCAUCAGAAGGCCCAUACCAACAAGUAAAACUCCAUGGAAUCUUCUCCUGUGAUAUCUGACUCGGCUGCUAACUGGAGGAGGACUGGUUCCUGGACCC
Saimiri boliviensis boliviensis (Bolivian squirrel monkey) is the source of this 4259-nucleotide messenger RNA. RefSeq names its product retrotransposon Gag like 9 (gene RTL9). Lineage: Eukaryota; Metazoa; Chordata; Mammalia; Primates; Cebidae. The record is from RefSeq and is a predicted model, not a curated record.